GCCUCCCUUUGCCCAGCCGGACGGGCGAGACGCGAGCAGCGCCGCCGCCGCCGCCGCCGAGCCGAGGGAGCGCCAGGCGGAGCGGACCUUCCUUGCGCGCGGGGCGCUUCUCCAGCGAAGAAACGCUGUGAUGGGAUUUUAAUUCCAGGAUUGCAGAUGCUCCCAGAAGGCCCACAUUUUCAAGAAGAGAGUCUUGUAGAAGAUCACAGUUGCCACGUUAACCCUCUGCUAGAUCCGUCAAUCCAAGACCAGAUCUCCCAGGAUGCUCUUCUACCUUCUUUCUGCCUUUUUCCAACUCCAAGGCAUGCAUGGGAUGAGCAGCUACAAGGAGAACUUCCGCUUCUGUGCUGACCGAAGGCAAAUGGCUGAAGGCCAUGUCCGUUAUGAAAUCCAGCAAGAUGCCAUCACUAUCUCCAAUGGCGCCGACGGACUUAAUAUCAGUGCCCCAUUCCCGCCGGGACCUCAGCAGUCCUGGGCCUUGCCUACACUGUUGGGGAUUUACCGCUUCUGUGUUUACUGGUUUCAGGAUGACCAUCUGUUCAAUCUUACCUAUGGCAUCAGUCAUACUUACCAGCUGAGUAACCAAGCUAAUUAUUCAUUCUCCUCUCUAAGUUACACCUGUCAGGGGAGCAGAGAUGGGCCUGAUUUACUCAACAAUGUCUCUUACGCCUUCAACAACGGCUCUGUCAAUUACUCCCUUCCGAGCAUGACGGAAUGCAAGUUCGAUCUUGGGAAGAGAGACCAGAAGGAAAUGGUUCAAAUCAGCAACGUGGAAGAAGAAAUGAGACGAACAGAGUUAAAACUCAAGAGUUUAGAAACACAUCAUAGCAGUGACGAGAACGGGCCUCCGGAAGAUCCGUUUUUGUUCCUGCACCAGUUGGAGUCAAAGCUGGGUGAAUUGGAGUUCCAGGGAGAUCAAAAGAGUUUUGAGGGGACAAUAAUGCAUGCAAAUGUCCAGAAAGUCCCACCGCAAAUUCCUGAAAACCUGCCCAUUGAGGUUACGCUGAAGGAGAACAGAGUCGUCCAUAAGUUCAAAGUUAACCUGCCCAAAAAAGUUUUUGAGAAAACCAGAGACGGUGUCGAGAGUGGGGAGAUGAAGGUUGUGGUGGUGUCGGCCACGAGUGAGACCCUCUUUCAGGAUAAUGAUUCCAACUCACUCCUUGGUGGAAAUGUCGUUGGCAUCUCAGUGGGCAACAUGCCUGUCCAUGGGUUGCCCAAAGAAGAACGGAUCUCUAUCACCUUUUGGCACCACCUCCUUCAGAGGAAUUUGACUCCCACAUGUGUGUUCUGGGACGUGGGCUCCAAGGCCAGUCGCCCUGCCAAGUGGAACACAUCAGGGUGUGAAGUGGUGAAAGGGGAACACCAAACAACCUGCCUUUGUGACCAUCUCACCUUCUUUGCGGUGCUCAUGGUUUCUUCUCCAGACAUAGACCAUAUCCACUACGAAUACCUGACUAUUGUGACAUACGUCGGUUGCAUCAUUUCGGCUCUGGCUUCGUUAUUCACCAUCUUCUUUUUCCUUUGUUCAAAGAAAAAGCAGAGAGACCACAUUGUCUAUGUCCACAUGAAUCUCCUCUGGGGCAUCUUUCUCCUCGACAUGAGCUUCCUCAUCGCGGUGCCCCUGGCUCCUACCGGAGGGGACAUGGCUUGCAAAGCCGGCGGGAUGUUCCUGCACUUUGGCGUGCUUGCGUGCUUGACUUGGAUGGCCAUUGAGGGCUACAGUCUCUACCGGCUGGUGAUCGAAGUCUUCAACUCCUAUGUCAAACAUUUGCUCCUCAAGCUCUGCUUGGUUGGCUGGGGUCUUCCCAUAUUCAUUGUGUGUCUCAUUUUUGUGAUCGACCAAUCCCACUAUGGCCGUACCUCUUUUAAGAUCUACCAGGCUGCAGGGGAAUACACCAAUUCAACCAUCUGUUGGAUCACCAAAAAGGAGAUCAACAAUUUCCUGAAUUUGGGCUAUUUAAGCCUGGUGCUUUUCUUCAACAGCAUCAUGCUGGCCACCAUGGUGUAUGAGAUUCUCAAGCUGAGACAUCGAGAGCAUCACUGGGAAUAUGUGGUGAUGCUCCUGGGCCUGAGCUGCGUCCUGGGCAUUCCCUGGGGGCUGGUCUUCUUUGCAUUCGCUUCUGGGACGUUCAAGCUGGUGGCCGUCUAUCUGUUCACCAUCAUCAACUCUCUCCAAGGCUUCCUCAUCUUCCUUUGGUACCUGGCCAAAGUGCUGCAGUCUCGCAGGUCAAAUUCCAUGCAGUGCACAACUUCCAACAGCCUGAAGCUCCAGUCCAGCAGCACCAGCAUCUGACCUUGUCCUGGCCAGGAGGACUUUGGAUGUGAAACGCUCACACAAGGAUCUUCCUGGAAACUCAAUCAAACACUUCUUGGGUGGACUUGGGUGACUUCAUACCUCUGAGUAGUUUAGAGACGACACUGAUAUGUUUUUCCUUCAAUAUUUGUAUGGCUCUUUUUUCUACUGUAAAUAUUUUUUUUAAAAAAAAUUCCUCUGGUGUAAAAAGUUUAUGAGAGUACAUUGAAAUUUAAACGAUGUAUAUUAAAGACAAAUUUUAUUAGUG
This is a messenger RNA of Pseudonaja textilis, 2561 nucleotides long. RefSeq names its product adhesion G protein-coupled receptor G1-like. Gene Ontology annotation, cellular component: plasma membrane. Gene Ontology annotation, biological process: cell surface receptor signaling pathway; adenylate cyclase-activating G protein-coupled receptor signaling pathway. NCBI's taxonomy places the organism in Eukaryota, Metazoa, Chordata, Lepidosauria, Squamata, Elapidae. The record is from RefSeq and is a predicted model, not a curated record. Gene Ontology annotation, molecular function: G protein-coupled receptor activity; heparin binding.